AUGAAUGAUAAUUGGCGGCUGGAUGUCAAGUUUCAAGGCCGCUCGAUUGAUCUGGUGGGACGACUGCCGGCCGAAAAACGCGCGUUGCUGCGGGACUUUCCGCGCCGCUUAGCAGUUGGUACUAAGGCCAAGCUGUCUGCUAUUCCACUUAAGGGUUUUUUCUGCAAGUUUUUUGCAAAGAACUGCGAGGAGAUGAAAGUUUAUAUGAAGAAGCACGAGUGUGCACUGUGCGUGCAAUUUAUGGCUUCUACAUUCAAUUUUACGCUGUAUUUGCUGGUGCCAGUGGCACUGAAGGAUCUCAAGUGUUUGCAUCGAUUACGGAAGAACGGUGCAAGCUCCGACUCGAUUAAAUCUCUGUACACGGAUCGAGAAGGUGUGGUGAUUGGGUUUAUUGUGUCGGAGGUGAACGUAGAGAUGGAAGAAAAGUUGCACGAACGCAUGAAAGUGAUGGAAGAGUUGGAGUCCACGGCCAAGGCUAUUUCGCACACGUUUGGUGAUCCAAUGUUGGAAUUUGACUUACUGAUUGACCAGUUAGAUACUAAGCCAUCGGCCAUUCAGGCCUGCUCGAAAUUUAUUGUUCGGCAUCAGCAUUUGCACGAUGCUAUUUGCCAAAAGUUGGCUCAGAGUAUGGAGUUGAUGCAGUCAUCUAAGGCACAAGCGAGCAUUGUGUAUGUUGCUCACGAUGUAGUCAAGUCAGUGCGUGCAAAUUGUCCGCAGAAGGACCGUAAUGCUAAGAUGCGUGAGUCUGCACUAGUACUGUCCCUCGAAAAGAUUCUGUUCCGGCUGGUGCAAAAACUGAAAGGCGAUGCAAAGCAAAAUUCGAAUGUCCAGGCAGUAUUUGAGUUUUGGACAAAGUGGGGAUUACAGUACGCGUCACCAGUAGAAAACGCGGUGGAUUCAAAAUACGCCUCUAUGCUCAAGAUUGACGAGACGUUUGAGAUGUUGCAGCGAGAGGUAUCGCUAGUGUCCGAUGCUCCAUCGUCACCCAUUAAACCAUCCGCACCUCCCGAGGUUGUGACAUUUAUGAAGAAGCACAAUAUUCAGCCGGGCCCGUGGGAAAUCUAUCUAGGCCGCGCAUUACCUCAGGAAUUGGAGGAACUUGACACAGUGCUUGAAUUGAAUACGAAGUAUUUUGGCUAUAAUCAUUGGGAAUCGUCUGAAAAGGGAGGUCGACGCGGGGGUGAGAUGUUUUUGUACCAUUACACCAAGUCAAUGAUGUCUUGGCUGCUGCAUGCAUCGACAUCAUCGUCGCAUACAAUCUUUGAGAAGAGAAAACGUACGAAAGACUCUUUGAGUUUGCUGCGAGAUGCAUUCUUGUGCACGUGGGAUCUUGAUCCAACAGCAGCGCGUGCGGUUUCUGACAUCGAUCGCUCCUUACUAGACGACAUGUGGAAAAAAAUGGAGUUUGUGAAGUGUCAAAAUCCUUCAGCAUUUGUAUUUGGAAAGGUUAGAAGAGUGAAGACGAUUCAGUUUGCAAAUAGUCCUGCGACAGAUGCGAUUUUGAAGAAAGUCGAAAACGAGUCCAACGUGAAACCGAGCGCACUUGUUGCCGAGCUUACUGAGGUAUUUAAGUUAGAUACAAUGGCUCGCGAAAUGAUUGCGAAAGUCAAGUCGAUAGCUGAUUUGUGCUAUAUUACAAAAGAGCUUUGCAAUCGCUGUCGCCAUCAUAUGGUGGCAAACCCAUCCGUGCACAUGGUCAAACUUUGCCAAAAGGUGCUUGCCACAAGCAAUCCGAUGAAGGCGUAUUCUUCAGCCAUGAAAAGCAUGAUUUCGCGUCAGAUGAAGAUGUCUGCAUUGUUCGACAAGGAAGCCAAGAAAAAGCGUAAGUUGGAGGGCAUUAGCGUUUCUUCUUCUCCCAUCACCGAAAGCGAAGCCUCUAGCUCUCCUCACUUUGAUCUUACCGAUGCGGAACUGGCUGCCGUAAAGCGACGCAUUCCAAAGCCUCCGAAGUUGCAGUUUAAGAAAGUUGAUCUGAAAACAGUCACGUAUCAGGAGACGAACGAUAAUGGCACAGUUGGUGUCGCGGUUUCCGGUAUUCCCGAUGCUGGAAGAGGAUUAUUCAACUUGUCAUCCCAUGCAUGGCCAGCGUUUUCAGUUGUCUGCAUUUUUGGUGUCAGACGAAUUACGAAAGAAAUGCACCAUGAUGGCUUGAACAAGGUAGCACGAUGCGGAGAGAUAGGAGAGACUUUUGUUGUAGUUAAUGGCACUGUGCGCGAUGUGGACAGGUUUCAGACACAGUACGGCCACCGCUUGAUGCCUUUUGACGGUUUAGUGGACGCGGAUGGAUCAGUAGGUGGGUUUCCGAAUGAUCGUGUCUACGAAUACCCUGCGGACGUUUAUUGGGAUGCAUCUGGAUUUUACAACAACUGCAUUCUCGUGCCCGGCUGUGUGAUUGAGAAUCCGCAAGACACAACAAGUCCGAUCAUAUUGAAUCAGCUGUACAUUGUCACGUGGAAGGAGGUCGCAGUGCGCGAGGAGUUUUUCCUGGCGUACGGAACGUCGUAUUAUGAGGAAGACGGGAAAACUGUACCCCAAAUGAGGAAAGCAGCACCUAGGUAG
This is a messenger RNA of Peronospora belbahrii, 2559 nucleotides long. The record is from the annotation of a GenBank genome assembly. NCBI's taxonomy places the organism in Eukaryota, Oomycota, Peronosporomycetes, Peronosporales, Peronosporaceae.